GUGUCCCACUUUUACGGUGGACCACGAACGCAGCGUUGCGUGACCUGACCCGGAAGUUUACGUCAGUUGUCUUCUCCGAGCAACCAAACUGUGCCGUUAGCUGUUAGACUGAUCGCUGACUCUGACAUCAAAAUGGCCGAAGUAGAGGAAACUCUGAAGCGGAUCCAGAGUCAGAACGGAGUUCAGGGAAUCAUCAUCAUCAAUUCAGAAGGAAUCCCCAUCAAGACGACUCUGGACAACGCCAGCACGGUGCAGUACGCCGGCCUGAUCCACCAGCUGGUGAUGAAGGCCAGAAGCACCGUGCGGGACAUCGACCCCCAGAACGACCUCACCUUCCUCCGCAUUCGCUCCAAGAAGAACGAGAUCAUGAUCGCUCCAGAUAAGGACUAUUUCCUGAUCGUCAUCCAGAACCCGUCGGACUGAGAGGAGGAGGAGCUUCCGACUCGUCUCUCGCUCUGUCUGUCUUUCAUAUUUAAAAAAACUGUCAAACAUUCUAAAUCAAAGUGGCCCGUUGACCAGAACCUUGUCCCACUCCACCAGGAAGUAACGGCAGGAGGCGGAUCGGAUCUCCAUGUUUUAGCAUUCCAGUCGGGCCUCCUCCGCCACGUCCCUCUGUUCAUGGCAGAGAUAUUAGAGCACGUAAAUAAUCCUAAACAUCUCAGCACUGAGAGAACAAGGCGCAGAUCAUCGAGGCGUCAAAGGAGGAUCUUCAGUUCUAAUUGAAGGAAAACUUAUUUAUGGUUUAGUUGGCUGGAGAAGUGGAAGUUCAGUAUUUACACCACAAACACUUCUCUGCUCGGCCGUGUCAAGUUUCAGAUGGUUAUUAUUAAGACAUAAUAAACACUAAAUGUUCCGA
Messenger RNA from Gasterosteus aculeatus aculeatus (three-spined stickleback), 856 nucleotides. The record is from RefSeq and is a predicted model, not a curated record. Lineage: Eukaryota; Metazoa; Chordata; Actinopteri; Perciformes; Gasterosteidae.